UUUUCUGUGUAGAAAAAAUGGACCAGAAAAAAUAGAGAGCCUGUAAAUGGAAUCCGUUAACUCAAAAGUUAUCCUUUUUGUUUAUUCUCGCCUGCUGAUUCUAUUAAAAUACAUUUCUUUUCGUAAAAUGGGUAAGAAAGAAUGUGUAAAAUUGAAAAGUAGCAAAACUACAAAAGUAAUCCAGCUACUCUUCACUCACUACUGCUCUUCACUUCAACAGAAACCACCAAACUGUCUUUCUCUUCUCUUCUCUCAUGAUUUGACAGACAAGGUUUCUUUUGAAAUCUACCCUCGACAAUUCUGAAUACUUCUGCUGCGCCGAGUAGAUUGGAGAGUGUCAUGAGAAGAUCUGGGUUUUCCCUCUUUUGCUUCGCUCUCUUUGUCUCUAAUCUGCUUCACUUUCAAGUUGGAGCUGCUCCUACAGGGCCGUUAAUAAGGCAUUUGUCAUCAUUUCUCAGAUGGACGAGGUCUUCUCAGAAAACACCCCAGACAGAUGGGAACGUUGUUCAGUUUGAGAAUGGAUACUUGGUUGAGACUGUUGUAGAAGGGAACGAGCUCGGGGUAUCCCCAUAUUCUAUCCGUGUUUCCCAGGAUGGCGAACUCUUUGCUGUUGAUGCUGUCAAUAGCAACAUUGUUCGGAUAACUCCGCCAUUAUCCCAGUAUAGCAGGGCUAGGUUGGUUGCUGGGUCAUUUGAGGGCUAUUCGGGGCACGUAGAUGGGAAACCAAGCGAUGCUCGCUUUAAUCAUCCAAAAGGCGUUACCAUGGAUGAUAAAGGGAAUGUAUAUGUUGCAGAUACUUCUAACCUUGCUAUCAGGAAGAUUGGAGAAGCAGGGAUGCUUGCAGGUGUUACAACUAUUGCAGGAGGCAAAUCAAAUAUUGCAGGGUACAGAGAUGGGCCCAGUGAGGAUGCAAAAUUCUCUAAUGAUUUUGAUGUGGUGUAUAUUCGGCCUACUUGUUCCUUGUUAGUUGUUGAUAGAGGAAAUGCUGCUCUUCGGCAAAUUUCUCUUAAUCAAGAGGACUGUGAUUAUCAGUAUCACUCAAUUUCUGCCUCAGCAGAUAUUGUCAUGGUCAUUGGUGCUGUGUUGGUUGGAUACCUAUCGUGCAUGAUUCAGCAGGGAUAUGGACCAUCUAUUUUCUCAAAGACGCAGCAAACUUUAGACAGUAAGAUUCAAGACCAACCCAACAUGGAGAAGCCUACUCUGGUUGUGGAGAACCUAAAAGAGGAACCUGAUGCUGGAUGGCUGUCUUUUGGGAGACUUCUCCUUGAUUUAUCUAAACUUAUAGUUGAAGCCCUGGCUAGCAUAUUUCUUUACUUCAUCCCUGCUAGUCUCUGGCCAGGGAGGUCAAAGAAAGGUCUUACUCCAAUUCAAGACUCUCUGGUGAUGCCUGAAGAUAAACCUGACCCCCCACUGGUGCAGAAGCAGAGAAGUGCUGCUCCAAUCUCUGAAACUCGGCAGAUCCCCACUCCCAGUGCAACUGAUAAUUAUAUGGAGCAGAAGCUCCAAAAGAGUAGAUCAGCCAAUCUGAGGGAUCCUUCACUGAGCAAGCAUCGGUCUUCAAAGCGACAAGAAUAUGCACAGUUCUAUGGAUCAACAGAACUAACUCCUCCAUAUGGCCAAUUGAGUUCUAAGAGCCAGAGAGAGCGAACAAGGCACCGCUACCGUGACAGAAGUGGUGAGGUAGCUUUUGGAGUCAUGGGGCAAGAUCCAAAACCUGCUGAGGUCAAGUCAGUAGACUAUGACGAUCCAAAAUUUGACCAUUUCAACAUCAGGAGUAAGUAUGGAUCUGAUGAUUCCUUCCAUUUCUAGAUAUGCUGCAUUUCCUAAUGGCAUCCCUUAUCUUUUACCUGGGUGCCCAGAUUGUUCUUUUGGGUUUUCAUAGGUGAAUAAAUCUGGAUAAUUUCGAUAGGUGUUUUAUAAAUAUCCUUUUGUCCUAUAUCUGGUAAAUCUAUAUUUUUGCAGUUGCAUUUUUUAUUCUGAGGUUGGAUGUAGUUUGAGUAACUGUUAAAUACAAGAAUUGGUUACAAGCUUUUCCCCAA
Molecule: messenger RNA, 2039 nt
Organism: Nelumbo nucifera (sacred lotus)
Lineage: Eukaryota; Viridiplantae; Streptophyta; Magnoliopsida; Proteales; Nelumbonaceae
Molecular function (GO): protein binding
Source: RefSeq, a predicted model, not a curated record